Molecule: messenger RNA, 1383 nt
Organism: Myotis lucifugus (little brown bat)
Lineage: Eukaryota; Metazoa; Chordata; Mammalia; Chiroptera; Vespertilionidae
Gene: CLDN17
Product: claudin 17
Exons: 1
Coding region: 177-851 (224 amino acids)
Biological process (GO): bicellular tight junction assembly; cell adhesion
Cellular component (GO): plasma membrane; bicellular tight junction
Molecular function (GO): structural molecule activity
Source: RefSeq, a predicted model, not a curated record
CCUGACCAGGGCCCGGGCUGGGGAGGAGCCUGCCAUCCAGGAACGUCCCCUUGACCGGCAUCGAACCCGGGACCCUUUGGUCCACAGGCCGACGCUCUAUCCGCUGAGCCACGGGCCAGGACAGGCCUUCGGGAUCGUGAGCAGCUUCUGGGUUCGACCCGUCUCCCGCCCCGGCCAUGGCCUUCUACCCGCUGCAGGUGGCGGGGCUGGUGCUGGGCGUCCUGGGCCUGGCCGGGGCUCUGGCCACCACCCUCCUGCCCCAGUGGCGCGUGUCUGCAUUCGUGGGCAGCAACAUCAUCGUCUUCGAGAGGAUCUGGGAGGGGCUGUGGAUGACCUGCGUGCGGCAGGCCCGGGCCACGCUGCAGUGCAAGCUCUACAGCUCCCUGCUGGCCCUGCCCCCCGUGCUGGAGGCCGCCCGGGCCCUGAUGUGCGUGGCCGUGGCCCUCGCCCUCACGGCCCUGCUCGUGGGCACCUGUGGCCUGAGGCAGGUCCAGUGCACGGGCUCCGACGAGAGGGCCAAGGCGUACCUCGUGGGGGCGUCCGGGGCCCUCCUCCUCCUCACGGGCCUCUUCGUCCUCAUCCCCGUGUCCUGGACGGCCCACAUCGUCAUCCGGGAUUUCCACAACCCCGCCGUCCACGUGGGGCAGAAGCGCGAGCUGGGGGCCGCGCUCUUCCUGGGCUGGGCCAGCGCCGCCGUCCUCCUCGCCGGAGGGGCUCUGCUCUGCGGGUUCUGCUGCUGCAGCCGGAGGAAGCGAGGGCACCGGCGCCCGGCCCCCAGGCACUGCGUGCCUCACCGGGGGCCGCAGGGGGACCCGGCCGCGCCCAGGAAGCCCUGCACCAGCUACGUCUAGGCCUGCGUGGCUCCAGCUGUGGGGGGGGGGGGGGCGGCCAGUGGGUUUGAUAAAGUCCUGCCGGGAACUGUAAGGACGGCGGGCGGAGGGCCCCCUCCUGGCUCCAUCCACGCCGAGAUGGAGAGCGAAGGGCACACGGAGGGGCGGUCGCCUGCGGUGGGGACGUGGACCCGACCUCCUCGCGCAGCGAGAGCGUUUACCGCUGCUGGACUCGGGCUCUAUUCCCGUCUGUGGCGUCUGCACGCAAGUAGGGCCCCAAUCGCGGGAAAGAGCGGACGCCUUGGGCUGGACAAUCAGUUAUUAUCACUGAGAACGCCACUGACAUCGCACGCCUAGAGCCGAGCAACGAGGCGCCUAAAACACGCCGUGUCCCCGCCACGUGUCUCCCACCGACUCCCUCCCGCCCACAGCGAUGCCCUCGCGUCAGAACCAUCAGCCGGGAGAGGAACAGACAGGCAUUCGGGGUCUGGUUGAGUUUUUCAGGCUGUGGCCACGCCCGGCCCAGGGAAGGCUGUGUUCAUUCCUGGGGGCU